AUGAAUGCUGAAGUUCUUAGGAAGCAAAAGCUUGCUUCAAUGAGAGUUUACACGAGAUUCCUUGCACAGUCUGAGAAACCUGAGGAGGUCCGAGCAGAACAGGACGAGCUCAGGCCGCUCUCAGGCCUCGCCCUCGCUCCUGUGGUCGAUGGGGAUUUCCUCCCAGACACGCCAGAGAAUCUCUUUGCCAACGCUGCUGACAUCGACUACCUGGCCGGGGUCAAUGACAUGGACGGGCACAUCUUUGCCGGCGUGGAUGUGCCCGCCAUCAACGGCCCGCUGCGGAAAGUCACUGCGGACCAGGUGUACAAUUUGAUCAAAGGCCUCACCGUGGACAGGGGCGAGGCUGGAGCCAACGCCACCUACAACAUCUACACACAGAGCUGGGGUGACAAACCCAAGCAGGAGGUCGUGAAGAAGACAGUGGUGGAGCUGAUCACUGACUACAUCUUCCUGAUUCCCACACAGGUGGCACUGGACCUGCACCUGCAGAAUGCCAAGAGUGGCAAGACCUACAGCUACUUGUUCUCGCAGCCGUCCCGCAUGCCCAUCUACCCCAGCUGGGUUGGGGCAGACCAUGCUGAUGACCUGCAGUACGUGUUUGGGAAGCCCUUUGCCACCCCGCUGGGCUACCUGCCCAAGCACAGGACUGUCUCAAAGGCCAUGAUUGCUUACUGGACCAAUUUUGCCAGGACUGGUGAUCCCAACAAAGGGUAUUCGGAUGUGCCCGUUUCCUGGCCAGCCUACACCAACAAGGCCAAAUACUACCUGGAUAUCAACAACAAGCUGAAGCAGGACCUGAGAUCACGCUUUGUGACCUUCUGGAACUCAGUCUAUCUGAAUCUGCCACAAGUUGCCAACAUCUCCCAGUCAGAGUUAAUGUUCUGAAGCUAAGAAAGAAACAGCUUUUAGAGAUCAUUAAAGGCUUUCUUGUAACUGAG
This is a messenger RNA of Cyanistes caeruleus (blue tit), 941 nucleotides long. The record is from RefSeq and is a predicted model, not a curated record. Lineage: Eukaryota; Metazoa; Chordata; Aves; Passeriformes; Paridae.